Molecule: messenger RNA, 4339 nt
Organism: Exophiala dermatitidis NIH/UT8656
Lineage: Eukaryota; Fungi; Ascomycota; Eurotiomycetes; Chaetothyriales; Herpotrichiellaceae
Product: acyl-CoA dehydrogenase
Exons: 3
Coding region: 2586-3905 (439 amino acids)
Molecular function (GO): flavin adenine dinucleotide binding; oxidoreductase activity, acting on the CH-CH group of donors
Source: RefSeq, a predicted model, not a curated record
ACGAUGUUCAGCUACCUGUACAGUAAAACUAUUUAGAAUACAUGCUGUGGGGGUGCUCUCUAUCUUUGCACCAUUUUACCUUCGCUUAACCUGUGAGAUAGGUGCCAAUUGGUAUUCAAUAUCUCUUGUCUUGGUCAGUCUGUCGUGCAAGAUCCCGCCGUGCCACGGUGGCAUCCCGCCGGACAAGGAUAGCUUGGGUUGUAUUGCCAGAGAAAGUAUGGGUCCGUCUCGUUCGUUAGGACCUCUCCGAUGAGCCUAGUCGGAUAUGUCAAGUCAAAGCUUUGCGAGAACACGUCGACGCUCGAGAUCCGGAUCUGACCCCAGCCUUGGGCGAUCAAUGUCUCGAUAGACGUGCCAUAUAUGUACUCCUUGAAACCCGCCCACCGAAUCGCCGAGGCACACUUUGGUGAAGGUCGUCAACACACGACUCGCUAGGUCAUGUUUACCGUGCUUACCAUGGGACAACUCUCCGCAUUGGUGUACAGAGAUAACGACGAGAAGGCUGUCUGAGCUUCCGACGCGGUCAGAUUAUACCGACCGGCCGGAUCAGUCAAGAUCUCGGAGCAGUUCUUGAUCGCCGCGAUCUCUCCUGCAGGCGACGUCAGAAGCACCCGAGCAAGGAAAACAUGGUGUUGCGCACUCACCGUGCAUCGAAGGGUUGCCGGUGGUUGAAAUGCUGUUCGCACCGAUACAAACGAGCUCUCCUAGUCCUCCCGAUGUGUGAUUCACAAUGGCAGUCCCAAAUGCUCCAAAAGGGCAUAGGGAAACCAGUUGGCCAAGGGCGGCAUUGGCCUGUCUCAUCCAAUAAGCACGAGUGCUAAAGUUGACGCCAUUGAUGGACAGGGACGGGUUCCCAAUGACAUUUUGCAAUGACCCAAGACUGUGGCCGGCCGCCAUGGAGAGAAAGAGGGACAACACUUGUAUCUUCAUGAUGCGUGGCGUUGUUGAGCCUUCAAGCGGAAGACAAGGACGCAAAAAUGCGACAGUGUCAUCCAACUCUAUGUCUUUCGUCAGGGCUUGGGUGACACAAGUGUCGUCUUCGGUGACGGCAUCGCUUCUCCCAGCAGUCGGAAUGAACUGUACAUGCUUAUCUUGAGAUGAAAUGACUUACCGGUCUGAUCACGGUUCGCUUAUCUCGAGAUAGGCGUGCGGAGGUGUGAUAGGGGAAGUCCGCAGGAGCAUGGAUGGUCGACGGCCUUCUCCCUACUUGGACCAUCUGAAGACGAGGAGCAUCAGGGCUUUGGUGGACCAAUAUCCUGUGUUAGAUCUCACUCUCGUGGAGGAGGUCAGGACGGUCAUGUCGUCGAGCUCAUGCUUACUCUGCGCCUUGAACCAGGAGUCUCGACUCGUUGAUGCAGACUCACCACAGCUCAGCAGCUGAUUAAUCAUCCAUGCCUCGGGCUCAACCCAAGUCGCUGGUGGCACUUACCAGCCAAAGACAACCGCAUUCAGGCCCGAGAUGGCGCAGUCCGAUCGACCUGGAUCAACCGUGGUGUGUUUCCAAACUGAACUUGGACGAUAUGACCGGGAGUUAAAUGAGCAGACUUGGGCACGAUGUGCCAGUCGAGCAAUGGUAAGUCUGGGCAUUCUGAUAGAGGUCGAAAUUCACGAUGUCCCCAUUCUGUUCAAGAUCCAUGUGUCCUACCGUGAAGUGAAGCCGCGCUCGUUGGCAUGUGACCUAGCAUUCACCGCCGGCAGGAAAAAAAAAGGCAAGGUUAUCUUUUGGAGUUGCCAAAUUAUCCCCAGCACUCAGGGUGGAAUGGUGUAGGUUUGGGACUGCAGGCCCAACCUCCCACAACCCACUGGUCACAGGUUCGAAAUCUUCACAGUUCCGGAGCUGCUGAACCUCUUAUCUGUGACCGGUGGGUAACCACGAGUAGUGAUGUCAACCAAAAAAAAAGGCAGUUGUUGUCCUCCGGAGCGCUCCGGGUUCCUGGCGGUCUUUUCUCAAGAAAGCGUCAAGUAACACUUGAGUUUUUUGCACUUUUUGUUCGGUGGGUGGGUGGUUCGAACCACUGUACGGGCAGUGUUUACUUUUUGUGUCUGGAUUUGACGGUGCAGCGCAGAUAUUACAGCGUUUGUUGUGCGACAUGUGAUGCGGCAGUGAAUAAUCUGCGAGUGAAUCGAGUUGAGUAGGGGUGGUCACCAGCAUCCAUAACUUGUUUAAGGCACGUGGCGGCUCCUGGUCAGAAUUACACUGUCGGUAAUCUACACGAGAACGGAUCAUGCAGUGCGGGUAUUGAUCAUACCAGACUGAGCAAGAUCAAUCGAAUUGCUUCGAAAAAAGGGACACGGCCUUGUCAUGCGAGCCUCGCGAGGCUGGCGGUAGACAAGGCUGAGAGCCGUGCGGAGACUUGUCACGGUUGCCUCGGCAUGUUGGACUUGUACCGUGAAACCUCGACACUUCAACAUCCGAGUCAACCAACACGAUCUCGGUUAGCAUGGCUAUAACUGGUUCCGGAUUCUCGCUAUGCGAGUGCCAGGUAUUUCUCUGUGACUUUCCGGCCUCUCACUGCAGCAGGAAAAAUCACUCAGGCAUAUCUUCGCCUCCCAACUCCGGUGAGGUUGUAUGAGCCGCUGCAACAAUGUCCACCACCAUCAGCUCAGUCCCGUUUGCUGAGCCCAGUUACCUCCGAGGCUUGCCAUCGCCUUACUUCAAGAAAACACAUUUAGACUUCCAGAAACGAUGUCGCGCUUUCAUGAACGAGCAUUUUCUACCUCACGCGCUGGAAUGGGAGACAGCCGGCACCGUGCCCGAGCAUGUCUGGCACACGUUCAACAAACAUAACAUGCUAUUACCAAAUCUCAAGUCUCCACUACCUGUACAAUGGCUCAAAAGGCUCGGUCUUAAUGACAUACUUGGCGUUCCCGUGGAGGAAUGGGACCACCUGCACACCGCGAUCUGGGUGGACGAAAGAGCUCGAACGGGCAUUUCCGGGCCCGGGUCGAGCCUUACCCCUGGCUUCGCAUAUGCGAUUCCACCUUUGUUGGCAUUUGGAUCCCCAGCUCUCCAGGAGAAGUUCCUGCCCAAGCUACUCCCCGGACAUGCUCGUGCUUGCAUAGCCAUCACAGAACCUCAAGCGGGAUCUGACGUCGCCAACAUCCAAACCACUGCCGUCAAAUCAGCCGACGGCAAAUACUAUGUGAUCAACGGGGAAAAGAAGUGGAUUACCAACGGUAUCUGGUCUGACUUUGCUCCUAUGGCUGUGAGAACUGGCGGGCCAGGACCGUCCGGUAUCAGUCUUAUCGUUGUUCCAUUGAAAAAUCAUCCUGGAGUAAAGAUGCGUCGCUUGGAAGUUAUGGGCCAGCGAGCAGGUGGUACUACUUAUAUCGAGCUGGAUGAUGUCAAGGUGCCUGUCGAAAACUUGGUGGGCAAGGAGGGAGAAGGAAUGAAAUAUAUCAUGACGAAUUUCAACCACGAACGACUCUUGAUAGCCAUGGGAGCUACCCGCCAGGCUCGAGUGGCACUUUCCACUGCAGUGGCAUACGCGAUGAAACGAGAAGCAUUUGGAAAGACGUUGAUGGACCAACCUGUGGUGCGGCAUCGUAUUGCCAAAGCUGCCGCAGACCUGGAGACGCUGCAAUCGUGGAUCUUUGAGUUUGCGUAUCAGCUCAAUCAUUUGUCCAAGGCGGAGGCGGAUGAAAAGCUCGGAGGUCCAACUGCGCUUUUGAAAGCAAAGGCUGGGAUGGUGCUCAAUGACUGCGCUCAAACUGCCGUGCUUAUCUUCGGAGGAAAUGGAUAUACCCGGACCGGACAGGGUGAACUGGUGGAGAAGAUCUAUCGCGAUGUCAUGGGUGCGCGUAUACCGGGUGGCAGUGAGGAUGUUAUGCUCGACUUGGCCGUUCGACAACUGGUCAAGAAUUUCAAGAGGGAGAUGAAGAAGCAGGAAGCUAGUAAGCUGUGAGUGCCGGGUUGGUGAAUCCAUCAUGGCAUAAACAAGGGGCUCUGUCACUGUCGAGCUUUUACAACAUUGUACGCCAGCGGCAUUGCUGCAAUUGCACACAGCGCUCGAUGUGUCGCAAUUGAGGCCGUCCUUCUUGAGCGAAUCUCGCCGACAUAUUACUGCAUCACGUAUCAGCUUCACGUAGGGAAGCUGCAGCAGUUGUUCGUGCCCAUGUAGCCACCUGAUAUCAUCGCUCGGGAUGCGGUUUGCCCUUGAAUGGACGACCUGGCGCCAGUCCGGUCUUUCUUUUGAUUCCAUCAUCUGAGAUCCACGUUCGAGGCAUAUGCGUAUGAUGCAGUGUUUGGUGCCAUCGUUCAUAGGAAGUGACUGUUGAGGACUGAGAAGAAUAGAACAAAUUCGGUAGUAAAUCUGAGAGGAACAGUAUAUCGAACCCG